Molecule: messenger RNA, 1540 nt
Organism: Thecamonas trahens ATCC 50062
Lineage: Eukaryota; Apusomonadida; Apusomonadidae
Product: autocrine proliferation repressor protein A
Exons: 2
Coding region: 17-1540 (507 amino acids)
Source: RefSeq, a predicted model, not a curated record
GCCUCACCAACAAGACAUGCGUUGUGUGGCCUUUGCUCUUGCGCUUGCUGCGCUUGCCAUGUGUGCCUCUGCUGGCCCGCUGUAUGACUAUGUGCAUGCUCCAGAUGACGACUACACGUACGAGGUCAUGAACCAGACCAUCAAGGGUGUGGACUUUACCGUCUACAACGUGUUCCUCACCUCGGGUGAGUGGAUGCCUCAGUACAGCAACAAGCCGAUGUGGACGCACUGGCUGCAGGUGUGUGUCCCGCACAAGCCGCGAAAGGACAACGACAUUGCGCUGCUCUACAUCGACGGCGGUCACACCGCCAACAAGGCCUCGCCGCCAUCCAAGGGCGAUGCUCUGGUCGAGAUUCUGUGUGGAACGACCGGUGCGGUCUCGGCUCACCUCUCGGCCGUCCCCUCGGAGCCGCUGGUCUUCUCCAACGACCCGUCGGGCAAGUCGCGGACCGAGGACGCCAUCAUUGCAUGGACGUGGAAGGUGUGGCUUGAGAGCGGCGGCAAGGCCGACCCGACAUGGCUCCUCCGCUUCCCCAUGGUCCGCAGUGUCCUCCGUGCCAUGGACACUAUCGAGACCUUCACCGCGUCGUACGGCAAGGACCUUGUUCCGGUCCGCCGCUGGCUCCUCGCGGGCGCGUCGAAGCGCGGGUGGACGACGUGGAUGGCUGCCGCGACUGCGGCGACUGCCGAGCGUCCCGACCGUGUCGUCGCCGCCGUCCCCAUUGUGGCGCCGGUCGGCGAUCUUGUGUUCAUGAUCGGCGACAUGUACAAGGCGUACAAUGGGUUCUCUUUUGCGCUUGACGACUACCUUGACGCCGGUGUCAUCGACUACCUCAACCUCCCGCUGUUCCAGAGCCUGCUCGACCUGGUCACUCCGACCGGCCCGGGCUUUGCCGCCAACUACUCGCGGCAGACCAUCCUCUCCAUCGACGCCACCGGCGACGAGUUUUUCAUGCCCGAGCCGUGGCGGGCCAAGACCGGCUCGUGGGUCAAGCCCAUCGAGGACGCCGGCGCCACCGUCAUCCAGCGCAUGGUGCCCAAUGCCGAGCACAGCCUCACCGGCCACCAGAUCGACGUCGCACUCACUGUCCAGUCGUUUGCCGUCGCCAUCAUGGAGGGCAAGACCAUCCCGGUCAUGUCUACCUCCAUCUCGGUCUCUGACAAGCUGGCCACCAUCGAUGUCCACAUCGACCCGGCGUCGUCCACCAACUCCCAGCCCAAGAAGUGCAUCGGCUGGCACGGGUACAACAAGCACACCCGCGACUUCCGCCUCAUCACCUGUGCCGACUUUAAGAACCCGGCAUGCCUCAACCCCAUCCUGUGGUUCGACGAGCCACUCGUUCCCAUGGGCAACAACUCGUGGACCUUCUCCCGCGCCGUCCCCGAGGCCGGUUAUGAGGGCCUCUUCAUCGAGUGUGAGUUUGACUUUGCCGGCCUCUCGUGGCUCGACCCGCUCAAGCUCACCUCGUUUGUCUCGGUCGCCCCCACCGCCUUCCCCUUCAAGCCGUGCCCGCCCACCGUCUGCGCCUCUGGCAAGUAG